AUGCUGUUACAGCCGCGGGUGGUCAAAGAUCGCGGCGAGAUGUCCGCCAAUAAGACGCUGCAGGCCGGAGAUGAAACAAUGCCGCCUUUGUCGUGGGCGGGGACUCCAUUGUACCCUACAAUGGGAAGAGUGUGCUCCCUUUGUGCCCAUUGUGUGAUCCAUUGUUAUAUGGUGUGUGGAGGGCGUAUAACGUUCGAGGUGUGGCGGACUGCCAGAGGUUUUUUUACCUAA
This is a messenger RNA of Danaus chrysippus (African queen), 231 nucleotides long. The record is from the annotation of a GenBank genome assembly. NCBI's taxonomy places the organism in Eukaryota, Metazoa, Arthropoda, Insecta, Lepidoptera, Nymphalidae.